AUGUCUGGCAGGGUCGUCUGCAUCAAAUACAAGCCAUGAGUGAGGUUAAAGUCACUUUCGCAGACAACACAGUGUGAGUCUAGUUCGUCCAUUUUCGCGAUUUAGAGCAUCAUUAAUUGGAGUUUUGUGGCCAAAAAUAAUGUUUGUUAGACCAUUGAAAGAAAUACCAUGCCAUUCCCAUGUGACACUUCGUGUGUCCCAUUACAUGGGUAGAAUCGCUGGCAGACGACACCAGCACCAGAGUAGUAGUUCGUACGUGCCCAAACAUUUGCCUGCCAAAGAAGAAGAUAUUGAAAAACUGGACCGUCUGAUGGCAGUGUCUAAGAAUCUAGUGGUUUUGACUGGAGCUGGAAUUUCGACCGAAAGUGGCAUACCAGACUACCGCUCUGAAGGAGUGGGCCUGUACGCAAGAAGUACCAAUAGACCUGUACAGUACCGAGAUUUUCUGAAAUCUGAGAGUGCCCGUAAACGAUAUUGGGCCAGAAACUAUGUGGGCUGGCCAAGGUUUUCUUCUUUCGAACCUAAUGCCACACAUUUGAGCAUCAGCAAGCUGGUGAAUGAGGAGGGUGUAGUCCGAAGUGUUGUUACUCAGAAUGUUGACAGCUUGCAUAUUAAGGCAAAGACGAAAAAUGUUAUUGAGCUGCAUGGUUCUGCUUUUCGUGUUGUAUGCCUAGGCUGCACUUUCACCAUUGAAAGGCACGCUUUCCAGAAUCUAUUGACCCAAUUAAACCCAGAAAUGCAAAUUGUUCAGCAGACAAUGCGACCUGAUGGAGACGUGGAAAUGAAUCAGGAGCAAGUGGAAGGCUUCAAUGUCCCUUCCUGCCCUUCUUGCAAGGGCUUACUAAAGCCUGACAUUGUAUUUUUUGGUGACAAUGUACCUAAAGACCGCGUUGAAGCUGUACGUAAUGAGGUGAAACUAUGUGAUGGGCUUUUGGUCCUUGGAACAUCAUUGACAGUUUUUUCAGCAUAUAGAAUUGUCUUACAAGCUGCUGAACUUCAUAAAUCUAUAGCUAUUGUGAAUAUAGGGGAAACUCGAGGGGACAAACUGGCCUCAAUUAAGAUAAGUGCUAAGUGUGGUGAUGUGAUUCCUCAACUGUGUAGAUAAUAUUUAGUUCAAUAAAAUGUUCUAUUUAUUUUGGUA
Molecule: messenger RNA, 1141 nt
Organism: Thrips palmi
Lineage: Eukaryota; Metazoa; Arthropoda; Insecta; Thysanoptera; Thripidae
Product: NAD-dependent protein deacylase Sirt4-like
Exons: 2
Coding region: 140-1105 (321 amino acids)
Molecular function (GO): NAD-dependent protein lysine deacetylase activity; NAD+ binding
Source: RefSeq, a predicted model, not a curated record